AUGAACGGACAAGAAGAUACAGGAGAAAUUCCAGAAGUAGAGGUAGAUGGAGUAGUAGUGCCUGUCAGAGGCGAAGACGAAGAUGAAGAUUUACUUGAAUAUGAAGAUAACUCUGGAGAAGAAGGAGAAGGAGAAGGGCAAUCAGGAGAGGGUAUCGUUGACCAGUUGAACCCCCAAUCGAACACGACUGCAAAUGCCGAAGUCCGUCAGGCCGCCGAGAGUUUAUUGAAGAAGCAACUUCCCAAGGUUCUAGUUCAUUAUCAAGAUGAUAAGUUCCUGCUAUUCAAUUAUGAUGAUGCUAGAGAUGAUGAUGAGGAAGCAUAUCCAAUUAUAUGCGAGAAUACCAAAUAUAACAAUGGUAGCUGUACUGAAUUACUGGCGUCUGUCCGCAAAUUUUUGGAGACAUACUACAAUAGAAUCUUAUUUGGAAGUAAGGAAAUAUUGUUUGAGAUCCCAGCUCUUGAUCUAACUCUUUGUGAAGAUAACAUUUAUAACAAUCAGAUAACAUUCAGUGAUAUUGAGACCAUUUUUAGAAUUCUAAGAGAGAGAUCGAUGGCUAAUAGUGAAGAAGAUGUUCCUUUAUGUUUAGAGGCAAAUAUUUCCACGAGACCAAGAUUUGUAUCUCGUUAUAACGCCUUAGUUGAACUUACAGAAAGCACAGCAUCCUUGAAGAAUAUUAAACCUUUUUCCAAUAGUGAAAAUAAUCCGUUAGUACUGGAUGACAAUGAACCCUCAGUUUCGAAUCCUCCUGAUAGCAUAGUUAUGGAUCUUGAUGAAGAUGAGGAAGCAGGGAAGGAUAAGAAGACACCUGAGACUGUGGAAACGGCAAAGGAGAACGAAGAAGAGGAGGACUCAGUUAUGGAUAGUGAUCCAGAUGAACUGCUUGAGAUAAUGACAGAAGGGGAGGAGGUGUCUCCAGAUGAAAAGGUACAUAUAUGA
Messenger RNA from Naumovozyma castellii, 939 nucleotides. RefSeq names its product Rmr1p (gene RMR1). Bases 1 to 939 code for a protein of 312 amino acids. The record is from RefSeq and is a predicted model, not a curated record. The transcript has a single exon. Lineage: Eukaryota; Fungi; Ascomycota; Saccharomycetes; Saccharomycetales; Saccharomycetaceae.